This is a messenger RNA of Nanorana parkeri, 1630 nucleotides long. It is a transcript of the gene IKZF2, whose product is annotated as IKAROS family zinc finger 2. Gene Ontology annotation, biological process: regulation of transcription by RNA polymerase II. Bases 50 to 1630 code for a protein of 526 amino acids. The record is from RefSeq and is a predicted model, not a curated record. Gene Ontology annotation, molecular function: DNA-binding transcription factor activity; RNA polymerase II cis-regulatory region sequence-specific DNA binding. The transcript has 8 exons. NCBI's taxonomy places the organism in Eukaryota, Metazoa, Chordata, Amphibia, Anura, Dicroglossidae.
UAUACGUACAGUACUGCCAAGGCAACAGAAACAUCACUGCUCUUUGACUAUGGAAACAGAGAGACCCGAUGGAUAUGUAACUAGUGAUAAUGAGCUUGUGCCCGAGAGGGACCACUCCAACAUGGCCAUAGACCUGACCUCCUGCACACCUAAUGGACAACAUUCCUCCCCGAAUCACAUGGCAAGCACAAACUCAGUAAAGAUGGAGAUGCAGAGUGAUGAGGAAGGGGAUAGGAAGCCCCUUCGCCGAGAUACUCCAAUCCAGUCACAGGAUGAUGAAAGCGGUUUGGAAGAGCACCUGUCCGAAACCAAUGGGAUCUCAGACAGUCGCAUGAAUCAGGAGCUGUCUCUUGAUGGUGGAAUCCGGCUUCCGAAUGGUAAACUGAAAUGUGACGUCUGUGGCAUGGUUUGCAUUGGCCCCAAUGUGCUAAUGGUCCAUAAGAGAAGUCACACGGGGGAGCGCCCUUUCCACUGCAACCAGUGUGGAGCAUCAUUCACUCAAAAGGGGAAUCUUUUGCGUCACAUUAAAUUACAUUCUGGGGAGAAACCCUUUAAGUGUCCAUUCUGCAGCUACGCCUGUCGAAGGAGAGAUGCACUUACCGGCCACCUCAGAACACACUCAGUUGGUAAACCUCAUAAGUGCAACUAUUGUGGCCGGAGCUACAAGCAGCGAAGCUCCCUUGAAGAACAUAAAGAGCGUUGUCACAACUAUCUACAAAAUGCAGGACUGGAGAGUGGCCAUGGAACGGGGCCUCAUAGUGCAUCUCCUAUGGAUGAGUGUAAGAAUCCAGAGAUCCUGAUGGAGAACAACAUGUCUUUGAUAUCCUUUGAAAGACCAGCUGUCAUAGAGAGAAUUGCCAGCAACAUGGCGAAGCGUAAGAGCUCCACCCCACAGAAGUUUGUGGGUGAGAAGCUUAUGAAGUAUGGUUAUCCAGAUUUGCACUAUGAUAUGAAUCUGGCUUAUGAAAAGGAAGCAGAGUUAAUGCAGUCUCAAAUGAUGGACCAGGCCAUUAGCAACGCCAUCACCUACUUGGGAGCAGAUGCACUGAGACCGCUGAUACACCAUUCCACUGGCGCCAUAGCCGAGGUCCCCCCUGUUAUUGGUCCAGUUUACCCUCAGAUGUACCAUCCAGGCAGGAUGGAGCGGCCAACCAGCAGGGAAACCUCAGACAGCAAUGACAAUAACAUUGAUGGCCCAAUCUCCCUUAUCAGACCAAAGAGUCACCUUCAGGAGAGAGAGGUAUCGCCCAGCAACAGCUGUCUGGACACCACUGAUUCGGAAAGCAGUCAUGAUGAUCGACAGUUAUACCAAGGGAACCAUGCCUUAAACUCCAAGAGAAAACCGAGUCCAAUGUAUCCCAAGGAAGACGGUAAAGCUCUAGAUGCCACAAAGGCUACUUUGAGCUCUUCCAAAGAUGUCUAUCGAGUCUUCAAUGGUGAAGGAGAUCAGGUCAAAGCCUUCAAAUGUGACCACUGCCGUGUGCUUUUCCUUGAUCAUGUCAUGUACACUAUCCACAUGGGCUGUCAUGGAUAUCGGGACCCACUAGAAUGUAAUAUUUGUGGUCACAGGAGUAAGGACCGCUAUGAAUUCUCUUCACACAUUGUGCGGGGGGAGCACCCUUUCCAAUAG